AUGUGCUCAGCUCGAGACCGGUUUCGGUUAGAUGCAGCAAAACCGGAAUACCAAAGAGAGAAGUACGGCAGGGACGUUGAAUGGGACGACGUGUUUGUCUCGGAGAUAAGAAGAGGUCUCAAUGCGUGUAAAAUCAUGGCAUGCUUCGUACCAUACCACUUAUGCAAUAACCAAAGCGUCAACAACCUCAUCACUCAAGCCGGGCAGAUGCGUCUCAGCGGAGUACCAAACGACGCAAUCAAAGCACUCAACCCCAUUGCAUGUGUAAUUCUCGGGCCCGUGAUCCAAAAGUUCCUCUAUCCUUCACUGCGCAAGCUCGGAAUUCCCUUUGGUCCCAUUGCACGCAUGACAUGGGCAUUUAUCACAAUGAGUGCAUCGAUGGCCUUGGCCGCCGGCAUACAAAAGCUAAUAUAUACACGAGGACCCUGCUAUGAUCAACCGCUUGUUUGCCCGGAUUCUGACCGCGGCAGUAUACCCAAUAACGUGAGUGUAUGGGUGCAGUCACCUAUUUUCUUCCCGUUGGGGUGUGCUGAGAUUUUGGGGUUUACGACUCUGUCUGAAUACGCCUAUGCCGAAGCACCGGAGAACAUGCGCACCUUGGUGCAGGCAUUGGGACAGACAGCCGCUGGUGUCGGGUCUGCGUUGGGCAUGGCUGUUUCUCCACUGUCAGAUAAUCCGCAGGUUUUGUAUCUUUAUUCCGGGCUGGCAGCGGUGAUGAUUCUGGUUGCCUCGACUUUCUGGUUGGUGUUCAGGAAACACGACAGGAACUAUUAUUGA
This is a messenger RNA of Talaromyces atroroseus, 777 nucleotides long. RefSeq lists its product as hypothetical. Gene Ontology annotation, cellular component: plasma membrane; fungal-type vacuole. Gene Ontology annotation, molecular function: tripeptide transmembrane transporter activity; dipeptide transmembrane transporter activity. Bases 1 to 777 code for a protein of 258 amino acids. Lineage: Eukaryota; Fungi; Ascomycota; Eurotiomycetes; Eurotiales; Trichocomaceae. The transcript has 2 exons. Gene Ontology annotation, biological process: transmembrane transport. The record is from RefSeq and is a predicted model, not a curated record.